AUGGAAGAAACAAGGGGGAAAUCAGAAAACAUUUAAUAGGAAUAAAUGAGGUAUUUUUCAGAGAUUGCAUUCAUAUUUCUAGAGAAUUCCAAGACAUAAAUAAAUGUUUUGGAUAGAAAAAAUUCCAUAAAUAUUUAAAAAAAAAAAAAAAAAAAAAAAAAUUUUUUACAUAAUGUACAUAAUUUUAAAAAAUUAUUUUAAAGAGACUGCAUUCACAAUUUCUAGUCAAUUAAAUAUUUUAGAGCUGAAUAUAACAAUUUCCCUAAAUAUUUUACAAUUUUAUUAAUCCCCAUGAUUUUUCCAGCCCUUGAAAUCUUCAUUUUAAAAUUCCCAGACCGUGUAUUCAUGUUUUCCUGGAAACGUUUGUUGAUGCUCUAUAUCACACGAUUAAUCCUCAUAUGGGCAACAUCAUAAGCAACAGGAAAGAGUCAUGAAAAAAAAAGACCAGAAGAGGCCAUUUCUAAGCUGUAUCAGCUGAUGUUUUUUUCUCUUCUGCCCCCUCCUCAGUCCAUCUAUCUCUCUCUCUCUCUCUCUCUCUCAGGCACAGACUGUUCUAAUGUUAGUCCUACUUACUGAUGUGACCCAGGCUCAUACACAUACUGGACUUUGUAGCUGUGAGGAACAACUGCACGUUCCUCUUGUUUCUUUCAUUUUUUGUUGAUUCGCUUACUCUGUCUUUAUAGGAGCAAUUAUGAGGACCCACAGAUGAGGACUACAGGAAGCAAUUCCAGGUGAUUUCCAGGUGGAUUCAUCAUGAUGGAGAAGGACGGAUUCUUUUGGCGUAGACUAGUGGAUGCUCCUGUUUGCUAAGGAACUGUAUAACAGCAUUUGGUGAACAAUGCAGACCAGGAUGAACAUUAUAAUUUCCUCAAGUUUGAUGACCCUUUUGAGCCUGUGUGGAACAUCAGCAAGUUGUCCAUCAGUCUGUUCCUGCAAUGUGAACCAAACAGACUGCAGUGACCUUAACCAACUGGCUUCCUUGGACUCCAUCCUGGACCAGCUUCCCUUCAACACAAGCUACCUCAACCUCUCAAAAAACAACUUCACCAUUGUGGAACCUGGGAGCUUUUCCAAUCUCAGUGGCCUGCUAUACCUAAACCUCUCCAGAAACCUUCUUUCCACCAUCAACCCUGGGUGUUUUUCCAAUUUCAGUGGCUUGCUACAUCUAGACCUCUCCAAAAACCUUCUCUCUACAGUUUUUCCUUCUAGCUUCUCCCAGCUGAAUAACCUGGAGUUCCUGGAUCUCUCUGAAAACCUCCUUGUGAGGCUCCCCGUCAACCUGUUCUCUGAUCUCGGCAGCCUAACAGAGCUGGUUCUAAGAGGCAACAGGCUUAAGGAACUGAACCCAGACCAGUUCAAAGGCCUGACUGAGCUUAGGCGUCUGGAUCUUUCCUUAAACAGUCUCAUCUCCAUGCCCACACAUCUACUGGAUGGGCUCCAGAACCUAGUGUGGCUCUCGCUUGUGGGCAACAAGCUGAGAACCCUUCAGCGGACUUCACUUGAGCCAGCGACUGCUCUACAGCACCUUCUGCUCGACGGAAACCCCUGGAAUUGCAACUGCAACUUAAUCCCACUCAAGCACUGGCUGGAAUGGAUCAUAUAUACAGGUGGCGAUAUAGAUUCCGCCAACUGCUCCUUUCCUUCUAAUUUGCAUGGUAAGGAUCUUCGCAGUAUCCCUAUGGACAUGUUCAGACACUGUUACCCUCUCUAUCUCGAGACCAGGAACCCAUCUGCUGCCGAGGGCCACCAGGUACCAGCCGGAUCAGCAGGAGACUGUAUGCGCCAGCGCUACCGCCCCGUGAGUGUGCGUCGAGCGACCGUCACAGUGGUGAUAGCUGGGGUGGUGUGCGGCGUGGUGUGCGUGCUGAUGGUGGUAACGGCCACCUACGGCUGCAUCUAUGCAAUGCUGGUCGCUAAUGAACAGCAGCAAAUGAUGCUUGGGAACAGCCAGCAGCAACAGCCGCUGAUGGUGGCAAAAGAACCAGAGCAGGAUGAAAAAGAAGAUCUGAUGCCAACUAUCGGAAAGGGAGCAGAAGCCACUGAGUGUGUAGGGUGGAUGGCAUUUCCUCCAGAAGUGUGUGUUUAAAGCAACUAAGGACCUCUGGAGGUUUUUUGGAGCUUUUUUAUUAUUAUUGAUGUACAAAGAUUUAUAGAUGUUUAGUUUGGGAGGGAGAGUUGGAGGGCAAAUGGCCCAAAGAAGAUCAAGAGCAAAUGAAGGAAAAUUUCGAAGCAAUGUUGAAUAUGAUUUCAUGUAAUCUUUUAUAUUUUCCUAUGAAUUCUCCUAACAAACCAACUCUGCGUUUGAUUUCUUAUGGUUGCUGUCAAUCAUAAUGUUAAUUAGCAUAUUAAAUAGUAUAUUUUUCUAAAAUUUAGAAACAAACUAUAUUUUAAAUGUGUUUGUCUAUGUUAAAUAUGCAAAUACAGUAUACAUAUAUAUUAAAAUACAGUAUAUAUUAAAAUUCCGGUUGAUAAUUAUAGUUAUGAUGAAUAAGCUGGUCUUAUUAAAAUUAUAUACUAUUUAAUCAAAAUAAAUGGAAAAUUAUACACUAAAGACUGAAAUCAAUCAUUUUAAAUGCUUUAAAGUGAUUACAUUCACAAAUGACAUCACUACAUUAUAAUGUACAAUAUGAAAAUGGAUAUUUAUUUUGAAAUUUGUGUUUUUAAAGAUUACUUUAGUGAGCAUUAGAUGAUGACAAAGGUAAUCUAAAUGUAAUAAUAGGUGAAAUGAGCAUGAACAAUUAAAUAUUUAAUAUCGGCCAAACAGAAUUCAAUUGGACACUCAAAAAUGAUGCUAAAUGAUCACAAAAUUAUAUGAUGAAUGUAAAAUCAGAUUUCAGAAUUCAAACAAUGGUGGAAAGAUA
Messenger RNA from Ctenopharyngodon idella (grass carp), 2861 nucleotides. It is a transcript of the gene lrtm2b, whose product is annotated as leucine-rich repeats and transmembrane domains 2b. Gene Ontology annotation, molecular function: protein binding. NCBI's taxonomy places the organism in Eukaryota, Metazoa, Chordata, Actinopteri, Cypriniformes, Xenocyprididae. The coding region runs from base 839 to 2086 and encodes 415 amino acids. The transcript is spliced from 4 exons. The record is from RefSeq and is a predicted model, not a curated record.